Messenger RNA from Nyctereutes procyonoides (raccoon dog), 6982 nucleotides. RefSeq names its product GON-4-like protein. NCBI's taxonomy places the organism in Eukaryota, Metazoa, Chordata, Mammalia, Carnivora, Canidae. Gene Ontology annotation, cellular component: nucleus. Gene Ontology annotation, biological process: regulation of DNA-templated transcription. The record is from RefSeq and is a predicted model, not a curated record. Gene Ontology annotation, molecular function: transcription coregulator activity. The transcript has 32 exons. Bases 67 to 6813 code for a protein of 2248 amino acids.
CCGGCGCUGGCGGAGCUGGAUUUCCGCGGGAGCUGGCCGGCUGGAUGGAACAGGAGUGGGACUUGUAUGCAAGCGAAAGGCAGAUGCUCAACCACUGAGCCACCCAGGAGUCCCAAGAGUGGGACUUGUACAAUGUUGCCCUGUAAGAAGAGGAGGACCACAGUGACAGAGUCCUCACAGGACCAGGGCAACCAGGAGGAAGAGGACCUUGACCUGGAGUCAGCUAUUAAGCCAUCGUCUGACCAGGUGAAGGACUUGGGGUCAGCAUCACUCUCUGGGGGUCCAAGCCAUGGCAGAGUGGCUGGCCUCCGGGUCGAGUCAUUACAGGAUGCCAGCAAUCAGCUUUGUGUGGAGGAUCCUUCUUUGAGCUCUUUAAGCUCUAGGAUACUCACCCAGGACACGAGUGCACCAGUUCUAGAAGCUGUUGAUGCGGCCAUCUCUCAGGGAAUCACCCUCCCUUCCUUGGAAUCUUCCCAGCCCCUUCAUGCACACGUCGGUAAAGGGAAAGUCCAGGCCCCUGGUGCAAGGAGAGGGAAGAAGAUUACGCUGAGGCCUGGACCUGUUUCUCAAGAAGACAGAGGUGAUCAUUCUAUUACAAAGGAGCCUUUUUCAGGAGAGCCUGGUGAAGAAGUCAAGGAAGAAGGAGGAAAACCUCAGUUGCAUUCUGGAGGGGCGAUGCCUUUGCUGCCAUUAGGCAGCCACUCUGCAAAACCAGGAGCCCAGCCUGGGAAGUCCCCUCAGCCAGAUGUAUGUGCCUGUCCUCAGGAAAAGCCACUUGGGACUCUGGCUUCGCAAGCUGAGGAUGAGACAGAGGACGGUGGACUCUUCAUUCCGAUGGAAGAACAAAGCGGCGAAGAAAGUGAGAGAAGGCGAAGGAAGAGAAAGGGCAGCAAGAGGAAGCGAGAUGCACGGGGACCCGAGGGAGGCACGUGCACCUGUGACCUGAAGCUGGAUGAUGCGCUGGACCGCACGCUUGAGGAUGGCGCCAAGCAGCACAACCUGACCGCUGUCAAUGUGCGCAACAUCCUCCACGAAGUAAUCACAAAUGAGCAUGUGGUAGCUAUGAUGAAAGCAGCCAUCAGUGAGACGGAAGAUAUGCCAAUGUUUGAGCCCAAAAUGACACGCUCUAAACUGAAAGAAGUGGUGGAAAAAGGAGUGGUAAUUCCAACAUGGAAUAUUUCACCAAUUAAGAAGGCCAAUGAAAUUAAGCCUCCUCAAUUUGUGGAUAUCCACCUUGAAGAAGAUGACUCCUCAGAUGAAGAGUACCAGCCAGAUGAUGAAGAGGAAGAUGAGACGGCUGAAGAGAGUUUGUUGGAAAGUGAUGUUGAGAGUACCGCUUCGUCUCCACGGGGGGCAAAGAAGUCCAGGUUGAGGCAAUCUUCUGAGAUGACUGAGACCGAUGAGGAGGGGAGCAUGCUGUCAGAGGCAGAGAAGGUCCCCGCCCCUGCCGUCAGGCACAUCAGUGCUGAGGUUGUGCCCAUGGGACCCCCGCCCCCCCCGAAGCCCAAGCAGACCAGGGACAGUACUUUCAUGGAGAAGUUGCAUGCAGUAGAUGAGGAGCUGGCCUCCAGUCCCAUAUGCAUGGACUCUUUCCAGCCCAUGGAUGAUAGCCUCAUCGCAUUCCGAACCCGCUCUAAGAUGCCUCUGAAAGAUGUUCCCCUAGGGCAGCUAGAGGCAGAGCUCCGGGCUCCAGACAUCACUCCAGACAUGUAUGACCCCAAUACAGCAGAUGAUGAGGACUGGAAGGUUUGGCUGGGAGGACUCAUGAACGAUGAUGUGGGAAAUGAGGAUGAGGCUGAUGAUGAUGACGAUCCAGAAUAUAACUUCCUGGAAGACCUUGAUGAACCAGACACAGAGGACUUCCGCACUGACCGGGCAGUGAGAAUCACCAAGAAGGAGGUGAAUGAACUGAUGGAAGAGCUGUUUGAAACUUUCCAAGAUGAGAUGGGACUCUCCAACGUGGAAGAUGACGGCCCAGAGGAGGAGGAGCGUGUGGCUGAGCCCCGGCCUAGCUUCAACACCCCUCAAGCCCUACGGUUUGAGGAACCGCUGGCCAACUUGCUGAAUGAGCAACACCGCACAGUGAAGGAACAGCUCGAGCAACUGAAGAUGAAGAAGUCUUCGGGCAGACAACAGCAGGAGGUCGAGAAGGUGAAGCCCCAGAGUGAGAAAGGCCAUCAGACGCUGACUCUAGACCCAGCACAGAGGGGACGCCUCCAGCAGCAGAUGCAACAGCAUGUUCAGCUGUUGACGCAAAUUCACCUUCUUGCCUCCUCCAACCCUAACCUCAAUUCAGAGGCCAGUACCACCAGGAUAUUUCUUAAGGAGCUGGGUACCUUCGCUCAGAGCUCUGUGGCGCUCCACCAUCAGUCCAGCCCCGGCUUUCAGACCUUGUUCCAGCCUUGCAACCUGCUGGGGGCGAUGCAGCUCAUCGAAGACUUCAACACGCACAUCAGCGUCAUUGACUGGAGUCCUCGUAAAACCGUCAAGAAGACAGCAGAUGAAUUUCCCUGUUUGCCAAAGCAAGUGGCUUGGAUCCUGGCCACCAGCAAGGUUUUCAUGUAUCCAGAGCUACUUCCAGUGUGUUCUCUGAAGGCGAAGAACCCCCAGGAUAAGAUUUUCUUCACCAAGGCUGAGGACAAUUUGUUGGCUUUAGGGCUAAAGCACUUUGAAGGGACCAAGUUUCCUAAGCUGCUGAUCAGCAAGUAUCUCCUAACCUGCAAGACUGCCCACCAACUGACAGUGAGGAUCAAGAACCUCAACAUGAACAGAGCACCUGACAACAUCAUCAAAUUUUAUAAGAAGACUAAGCAGCUGCCUGUCCUGAUGAAAUGCUGUGAAGAGAUCCAACCACAUCAGUGGAAACCACCUGUGGAGAGGGAAGAACACCGGCUUCCAUUCUGGUUACAGGCCAGUCUGCCAUCCAUCCAGGAGGAACUUUGGCGCAUAGCUGGCGGCGCCAGAGGGGUAGGAAAUGUGACUGGAGCCGCUGAGGUCAGCUCAGAGCCCGGCCUGGGGAAAGGCCGCUCGGAAUUGGGGAGUGACACUCCGUAUCCACUGCUGUUGCCCAAGGGUGUGGUCCUGAAACUGAAGCCAGUUGCCAACUGUUUUUCCAGGAAGGCCUGGAGACAGAAGCGGCCGGCAGUCCUGAAGCCCCUGCUAAUUAGACCCAGCCCCUCUCUCCAGCCCAGCUCCUCCACCUCUGGGAAAGCUCCCACAAGGUCAGCCCAGUCAGAAGCGCCCCCUAGCAAGAUGGUGGUCCGGAUUCCUCCCAUGAUCCAGCCAGCCACCGUCCUACAGACGGUGUCAGGUGUCCCUCCCCUGGGGGCCCCUGCGGGGGAUGGUUUUGAGUCUCCAGCAACACUGCCUCCCACGCCCCACGAGGCCAGGACCAGCUUCCCUCUGUCUGAGCCCCAGCCUCUGCUCACCCCUGCCCCUGUACCCAAGGUAAUGCUGCCCUCACUUGCACCCUCUAAGUUUCGAAGGCCAUGUGUAAAGCCGAGAGCCUCAAAGAGGAAGGGGGCCAAGGCCUCCCUCUGUCUGGAGCCAACCUCCCUCAUCCACCCAGUUCCCGUCAUCUUCACCGUACCCGCCACCACAGUCAAGGUCGUGAGCUUUGGUAGUGGCUGCAAUGUGAUCCAGCCUGUCAAUGCAGCUGUGGCCCCAAGUUCUCAGACCAUUCCCAUCACCACCCUCUUGGUUAACCCUACGUCCUUCCCCUGCCCGUUGAACCAGCCCCUUGUGGCCUCCUCUCUCCCACCAUUCAUUGUUUCCAGCAACUCCGUGAGUCUUCCUGUCCCAUCCACCCCUGAAGAUAAGGCCCAAGUGAAUGCAGACAUUGGUGGCCCUCUGGCUGAAGGGAAAAAUGCCUUUCAAGGCCUAGAACCCAAAGUAGAGCCCCAGGAAUUCUCUCCUCUCUGUGCUCCUGUCUUCCCCAAAGAGGAGCACAGCCCAGGGCCACUGGCAGCAGACUGUGUGUGCCAGGAAGAGCUACCAGAGAACAGUGCCUGUGGCUGGACUCUUGUGAAGGCAGAGGACGAGAGGCAGGCUCUGCAACCGCUGCCCCCGGGGGACGUGGAGGAAAUGGUCAAGAUGGAACCUAAGGACCCUGGGGAGGAUGAUGCCAGUGGGUCCCCGGGGCAGGACGGCUGUGAGGACAUCAGAGAGGAAUGUGCUGUGGGCUUGGAUGCUGGCUUCCCAGGUGAGGAGCUGAGUGGUCCUAGGGAGCGGAGGGGACAGCCGGCUGUCCAGCAGGAGGAAGAGAGGAGUGAGCCAGCCGGAGCUUCUUCAGCUGCCCGGGAGCCUCGGGAUGAGGGAGACUCAGGGGACAUGAGCAAAGGGUCUCUGGAGAUGGCUUCCUCCUGUGCUGACCAUGAGGUAACACGCGGCAGCCCCCUAGGGCAGUCUGAGGCUUGUGGCAGCACUGACAGCCAGGUGGUGGAGACCCCAGCUGGCCUGGAGGAGGAGGAGGAGGAGGACUUUGAUGACCUUACUGCAGAUGAGGAGGAGGAGCUGUCAUCCGCCUCUGAGGAGUCCGUGCUGUCUGUCCCGGAGCUCCAGGAAACCAUGGAGAAGCUGACCUGGUUGGCCUCUGAGAGGCGUGCAGGCCAGGAGGGCGAGUCUGAGGAGGAGAACUCUCAGGAAGAGAAUUCUGAGCCUGAGGAAGAAGAGGAAGAAGAGGCAGAGGGAAUGGAAAGCCUGCAGAAGGAGGAUGAAAUGGCAGAUGAAGCCAUUGGGGAUCCCACUGAGAAGCCGCCAGCCCCCUUCGCCUCGCCCAGGACCGCUCCUGAAGCUGAGGCCAGCAGUACCCCGCCAGGAGAGAGUGGCAGAGCUGCUGGGAAGGGCCGGGGCAGUCAGCGAGCGCGUGGCAAGCGGGGAAGUCGGGCCCGUGCCAGCAAGGACACAUCCAAGCUGCUGCUGUUAUAUGACGAGGACAUUCUCGAGCGGGACCCACUGAGGGAGCAGAAGGAUUUGGCCUUUGCUCAGGCUUAUCUGACCAGGGUACGGGAAGCCCUGCAACACAUCCCUGGGAAGUACGAGGACUUCCUUCAGGUCAUCUAUGAAUUUGAGUCCAGUACUCAGAGGCAGACAGCUGUGGAUCUCUACAAAAGCCUGCAGGUCCUGCUCCAGGACUGGCCUCAGCUGCUGAAGGACUUCGCGGCUUUCCUGUUGCCUGAGCAGGCUCUGGCCUGUGGAUUAUUUGAGGAGCAGCAGGCUUUUGAGAAGAGUCGCAAGUUUCUUCGGCAGCUGGAGAUUUGCUUUGCAGAGAACCCCUCACACCACCAGAAGAUCAUCAAGGUCCUCCAGAGCUGUGCGGACUGCCUGCCUCAGGAGAUCACAGAGCUCAAGACACAGAUGUGGCAGCUUCUCAAGGGCCACGAUCACUUGCAGGAUGAGUUCUCUGUCUUCUUUGACCAUCUGCGCCCAGCAGCCAGCCGGAUGGGUGACUUUGAAGAGAUCAAUUGGACUGAGGAGAAGGAGUAUGAGUUUGAUGGCUUUGAAGAAGUGGCACUGCCCGAUGUGGAAGAGGAAGAGGAGCCCCCCAAGAUACCCACGGUCUCAAAGAGCAAAAGACGUAAAGAGAUUGGGGUCCAAAAUCAUGACAAGGAGGCUGAGUGGCCAGACAGUGCCAAGGACUGUGUCUGUUCCUGUCAUGAAGGAGGCCCUGAUUCCAGGCUGAAGAAGAGCAAGAGAAGAAGCUGUAGCCAUUGUGGCAACAGGGUCUGUGACAAUAAAUCCUACAAGAGCAAGGAGCCCCAUGAGCUGGUGGGCAGCAGUCCCCACCGGGAGGCCAGCCCUGGGCCUGGUGCUAAGGAAGCUGGGCAAGGCAAGGAUCUGCUGGAGGGGGAAGCCCCUGAGGAUCGAGAAGGCCAGGAGGCGUCCCAGGACAGGCCUGGCAGAGGUGCUGGACAGGGAGAGACACCAGUUCCAGGAUUGGCAGUGGGGAGCACUUCACUGUCCCCUCAAGAAGUGACUUCUACAGCCCAGCCCGCCCUGGCUGGCCCACCGCCCUGCUCACCAGAGAGUGUUAAGCUCUCCUCCAGUACUGAAAGCGUGCUCUGCACCGUUAGGAGAAACCAGGCCGGUCCUGAGGUCCUCUCCUGCCCUCAGGCAUCCCCCAGACUUCAGAAUGAGGGGAAGGAACAGGAGGCACUGGGCGAGCCACAGGCUUCCAUGCCGACAUGGGAUGCUUCGGAAACUGAGAGAUGGCCCAGCACUGCAGAGCCUUGUGCUCCCUUCCUGAGUCCCGUUUCCUCAAGGACCAGAGACUCAGGGAGAAGCCUGGUGCCUGAGAUCUCAGAUGCUCCAGAGAGUUGCUUGCUGUUGGGCAGAGCUGGGGUGAGGACAGCGAACAGGAGGUCCCCUGUUUGUGAAUCUUCAUCAGGAAUUGACACUUCAGCGACUUCUUGCAAAGCCUCUAGGGGAAGCUCGGCUAAAGAUGGUGAGAUCCAGGGCAAGGGCCCCGUGGGAGAACAGCCCCUGAAGGCCGCAGAAGCUACAGUGUGUGCCAACAACAGCAAGGUCAGCUCCACUGGGGAAAAGGUGGUCCUGUGGACAAGGGAAGCUGACCGCGUGAUUCUCACUAUGUGCCAGGAGAAAGGAGCACAGCCACAGACUUUCAGCAGCAUCUCCCAGCAGUUGGGAAAUAAGACCCCUACUGAGGUUUCCCACCGUUUCCGAGAACUUAUGCAGCUCUUCCACACGGCCUGCGAGGCCAGCUCCGAGGAGGAGGAUGAUGCCACCAGUACGAGCAACACAGACCAGCUAUCUGACCACGGAGACCUUCUGUCUGAGGAGGAGUUAGAUGGGUGACUGGGAGCACGGGGGUGUCGUUUGCACUCGCUACCCUCACCGGCCCCCUAAAAGAGGGCACUUGUAUUUUGCUGGGACACCCUUGAGCUCAGGACGCAGAGCUGGAGGAGCAGGGGCUGAGGACAAGGAUGAGGGCAGACCGGGGCUGGAUGGCAGCAUGGGCUUACAC